AUGACUACACAGUUUGAGAACAUCUACCAUGGCCUCUCUCCCGAAGUUGGAAAGUUCCGUAUCGCGUCAAGCGGAAUGGCAUGGAAGGGCGAGGAUAGCGAGAAUAUGAUGGCAAUGACUGCUGCGGACAUCAAAUGGGCGCAGUGGAUGAGGGUCGCCCGCAACCAUCAACUGAGAAUAGGUCUUAAGGAUAGAUCAAGGGAGACAUUUGACGGCUUUUCACGAGAGGAUCAUGAUAAACUUGCGCAACUGCUCAAGCAGCAUUUCAGUGUGACGCUGGAGACGAAAGAAACCUCAUUCAAGGGUUGGAAUUGGGGAGUCACGGACUUCCAGGGCAUGUUUGGCCAGGACCUUGCAUUUCUUGUCUCUAACAAGACGGCUUUCGAACUUCCACUCGACCAUGCGUCAAACUCCAACAUCGCCGGACGGACUGAAGUCUCACUCGAAUUCGUUACGCCAUCAGGCAACAAGAAGGCUGCACGAAAUGCUCCAGAUGAGAUGGUUGAGAUCCGCUUUUACGUGCCAGGGACUGCCACCCGCGACCGGGGUUCCGACGCAGGCUCGCAGAAGUCAGACGACGAAGAGGAGAUCAGCGCUGCUCAAGCAUUCCACGACAUUGUGAAAGAGAAGGCUGAGAUCGGACAAGUUGCAGGCGAUGUUAUUCUGAGCUUCGAGGAAGUGCUCGUCCUCACCCCUCGAGGCCGAUACGACGUCGAUAUGUUCCCUGAAUUCUUGCGAUUACGCGGAAAGACAUAUGAUUACAAAAUCUUGUAUGGCAGCAUCUCGAGGCUGUUCCUGUUACCAAAGGACGACCAGCACGUCUUGUUUAUACUCAGUCUCAGCACACCCAUUCGACAGGGUCAAACUCGAUAUCAGUACCUGGUAAUGCAGUUCAAUCGGGAGGAGGAGAUCACAGCAGAGCUUAAUAUGUCUGAAGAAGAGAUUGCCAAAUAUGAGCGACUCAAAAAGAACUACGAGGACCCUACGUUCGAGGUUGUCUCUGGGGUCUUCAGAGCGCUCUCGGGUAAGAAAAUUAUUGGCGCAGGCAGUUUCCAAAGUCACGACGGACACCCUGGAAUCAAGGCUAAUUUGAAGGCUGUUCAGGGUGACCUCUUCUUGCUCGAGAAAUACAUCUUCUUUGUGUCCAAACAGCCAACCUUAAUUGAGCUCUCUGACAUUCACCAGGUCGUCUUUUCUCGUCUGGGUGCCGGCCUGGGUGCUACUGCCGCUCGCACGUUCGAUUUGAAAAUCGUCACAAAGAGCGGGCCAGAGUAUACAUUCACUUCGGUCAAUAAGGAGGAACAUGAGGGCACGGAGACGUAUUUGAAAGAGAAGAAGGUUAAGGUAAAGAAUGAAAUGAUGGAGGGCGAGCUCAUCUUGGCCGCGGACGACGAGGACGAAGAGAUGCAGAGCGUUGCGAGCAGCGGAGAGGAAGUACCGAAGCCCAGAUUGGGCGGCGAGGAUGACGACAGCGAAGAGGACGAAGACUUUCAGGCGUCAGAAUCCGAUGAAGGGUCCCCAACGGACAGUGAUUCAUCGGACGAAGGUGGUAAAACCGCCUCUGAUGCCAGUGGUGACCGCGAGUUCACCAAGGCUGCGAAGGGCAAGGCAAAAGCCCCAAAGAAAAAGGCGCCUGCGAAGGACAAGGUGCCAGAGAAGGACAAGGCGCCAGAGAGCGACGCUGAGGAUGAUGAAAAGCCUAAGAAAGCCGCUCCCCCUCGACCAAAGCCAAAGCCCAAGGCCAAGAAAGGCGACGACACCAUGGACGUUGACGAAGAGCGGCCGAAGCCACGGCCCAAACCUCGGCCCAAAAAGAAGGACGAUGCAGAGGAGGGACCAGCGAAGAAGAAACAAAAGAAAUCCGCAGACUAA
Molecule: messenger RNA, 1872 nt
Organism: Fibroporia radiculosa
Lineage: Eukaryota; Fungi; Basidiomycota; Agaricomycetes; Polyporales; Fibroporiaceae
Exons: 8
Coding region: 1-1872 (623 amino acids)
Cellular component (GO): FACT complex; nucleus
Molecular function (GO): nucleosome binding; DNA binding; histone binding
Source: RefSeq, a predicted model, not a curated record